UGAGGGUCUGUGAGGGUUAACUGAGGCUUCACCUGAACCAGGAAACAAAACAAGUUACAGUGCAGCUCCCCGUCCUCCCUCCUCCUCUCUCUGUGUGAAGACACUUCCUGUUCCCCUUCAGCUCUGCAGUUGUUAGAAUGGGUGUAACAACUGUGUGCUGACAGGCGCCACUCCCUGCAUGUUGUUGUGAUCGGAGCUGAAAACCAGUUUCACUUCUCAGGAAGUCAGACACAGACAGGCUUCGUCUCUGAGAGGUGAAAUGGCGCAGAAAGGAGUUCAGCUGGACAAGGAGUCUUUCUCCUGUUCGAUCUGUUUGGAUCCACUGAAGGAUCCUGUGACUCUAACCUGUGGACACAGCUACUGCAUGGACUGUAUUAACAGCCACUGGGAUGAAGAGGAUCAGAAACUGGUCUACAGCUGCCCUCAGUGCAGGAAGACCUUCAGACCAAGGCCUGUCCUGCUGAGAAGCACCGUGUUAGCAGAUUUAGUGGAGCAGCUGAAGAAGACUGGCCUCCAAGCUGCUCCUGCUGACCACUGCUAUGCUGGACCUGGAGAUGUGGCCUGUGAUGUCUGCAGCGGGAGAAAACUGAAAGCUCAGAAGUCCUGUCUCGUCUGUUUGGUGUCGUACUGUAAGCAACACCUCCAGCCUCAUUAUGAUGUCCCUCAAUUAAAGAAACACAAGCUGGUGGAGCCCUCCGAGAAGCUGCAGGAGAACAUCUGCUCUCAGCACGAUGAGGUGAUGAAGAUGUUCUGCCGGACCGAUCGGCAGUCUAUCUGUUAUCUCUGCUCUGUGGACCAACAUAAAGGCCACGACACGGUCUCAGCUGCAGCAGAAAGGAGCGAGAGGCAGAAAGAGCUGGAGGUGAGUCGACUCAACAUCCAGCAGAGAAUCCAGGACAGAGAGAAAGAUGUGAAGCUGCUUCAACAGGAGCUGGAGGCCAUCAAUCUCUCUGCUGAUAAAGCAGUGGAGGACAGUGAGAAGAUGUUCACUGAGCUGAUCCGUCUCAUGCAGAAAAGAAGCUCUGAGGUGAAGCGGCAGGUCAGAUCCCAGCAGGAAACUGAAGUGAGUGGAGUCAAAGAGGUGGAGGAGAAGCUGCAGCAGGAGAUCAGAGAGCUGAAGAGUAAAGACGCUGAACUGAAGAAGCUCUCAAACACAGAGGACCACAACCAGUUUCUCCACAGCUACCCCUCACUGUCAGCACUCAGCCCGUCUACAUCCAGCAUCCAGAUCCGUCCUCGCCGCCGCUUUGACCACGUGACAGCGGCCGUGUCACGAGUCAGAGACAUACUGCAGGACGUCCUGAGAAACAAAUGGACAGACGUCUCACCGACUGAAGUGGAUGUUUUACUGCCGGCAGCAGAGCCAAAGACCAGAGCUGAGUUCUUACAGUAUUCACGAGAAAUCACUCUGGAUCCAAACACAGCAUUCAGACGGCUGGUUUUAUCUGAAGGGAACAGGAAAGUUACAUUAAGAAGUCAAGACCAGUCUUAUUCUGAUCAUCCAGACAGAUUCACUGACUGUUAUCAGGUCCUGAGUAGAGAGAGUCUGACUGGACGUUGUUACUGGGAGGUGAAGUGGAGAGGGACAGGAGGAGUUUCUGUAGCAGUCUCAUACAAGAACAUCAGCAGAGCAGGGAGGUCAGAUGACUGUAGGUUUGGAUCUAAUAACAAAUCUUGGGCGUUAUAUUGUUCCAAUGACAGUUAUAACUUUCGGUACAACAACGUCCAAACUCCCGUCUCAGGUCCUCGGUCCUCCAGAGUGGGAGUGUUCCUGGAUCACAGUGCAGGUAUUCUGUCCUUCUACAGCGUCUCUGAAACCAUGACCCUCCUCCACAGAGUCCAGACCACGUUCACUCAGCCGCUCCACGCUGGAGUUUAUGUUUAUUGGUUUCGUGGACUCUCUGCUGAGUUCUGUAGACUCAAAUAAACAGAAAUGAUGUAAAGCAGUAGUUAGAAGGACGAGGUACCAUGGUCGUUUUCAGUCUUUAUAUUGCAAUUUUUUGGGAUAUUUACAUCUUUUUUUGUAAUUAUGUGUCUAUUUUGGUAAUUUUGUGUCUUUUUUUGGUACUCUGGUAUAGUUUUAUAGUUGCUUUUACAAGAAUAACAUUUUAACUCUAACUUGUUUUUUUUGUUUGCUUUGCUGGAGUAAAUGAUCUAAAUACUUCCUCCUCCUCUGUGUUUGGUGAACAAAAAAUAAUUGUUUGUUUGUUUUUCCAUUAGAAACAACAGUGGCAUCAUGUAAACAAACUGGUAUUUUAAGAGUUAAAAUUGAGAAAAUAAAGAUAUAUGUGGUUGUUAUGAUCAGAACUACUGCUGGGGAAAAUAUGUAACUCUGUGAAAGUGAAAAAUAAUUAAUAUUUCCAUAGCAGUUUGAAAAAAUGUCAA
Molecule: messenger RNA, 2385 nt
Organism: Centropristis striata (black sea bass)
Lineage: Eukaryota; Metazoa; Chordata; Actinopteri; Perciformes; Serranidae
Product: tripartite motif-containing protein 16-like
Exons: 1
Coding region: 260-1927 (555 amino acids)
Molecular function (GO): zinc ion binding; protein binding
Source: RefSeq, a predicted model, not a curated record